GGAUGGUGACCAUUGGGCACUACAAGGUGGGGCAGACCCUGGGCGUGGGGACCUUCGGCAAGGUGAAGAUGGCGGACCACUCGACGACGGGGCAGAAGGUCGCGAUAAAGAUCAUCAACAAGAAGAAGAUGAGCCAGAUGAGCGGGAACAUGACCGAGAAGAUCCGGCGGGAGAUCACCAUCCUGCAGUGUCUUAGGCAUCCGCACGUGAUCCGGCUAUACGAACUUAUUGACACCCCGACCGACAUCUUCAUGGUUAUGGAGUAUGUCUCGGGAGGAGAGCUGUUUGAUUACAUCGUGCACAAACUGAGGCUCAGCGAGGGCGAGGCGAGACGCUUCUUCCAGCAGAUCCUUUCUGGCGUGGAGUACUGCCACCAGUGCAUGGUGACGCAUCGGGACCUGAAGCCCGAGAAUCUCCUCCUCGACAACAACCUCCACAUCAAGAUCGCAGACUUUGGCCUCUCCAACGUGAUGCGAGACGGGGAGUUCCUGAAGACGUCCUGCGGCUCCCCGAACUACGCCUCGCCCGAGGUGGUGUCGGGGAAGGCCUACGUCGGGCCGGAGGUGGACGUCUGGUCGUGCGGCGUGGUGCUCUACGCGCUCCUCUGCGGCAACCUCCCCUUCGACGACGAGUGCGUCCCCAAUCUCUUCCGGAAGAUUCGACAGCACGGCAAUUUCACUCUCCCGGGGCACUUGACCAGCGAGGCCAAGGACCUCAUCGUGACCAUGCUCGUCGUGGAUCCGACGAGGCGAAUCACGUUCUCCCAGAUCAGGAGGCACAGCUGGUUUCGCAAGGACCUCCCAGAUUACCUUGCGGGCCCGCUGCGGAAAGCCAACCCCAAGAACGAGAGCUUCAACCCGGCAAUAGUACAGCAGCUCAUAAAUAUAGGCAUGACCAUAGAGGACCCCGACAAUCUGACCAGCGAGCAGAUCGUCGCCUACCACCUGCUGUCAGACACGGCGUCGAAGCAGAGCUCCUUCUCCAACCUCCUGCGUGACGGCGCCAUGCACGACACGAAGCUGUACACCGACGCGGAGAUCUCGAAGAUAGCCCAGCUGUUUGAGCAAGAGGGCUCGGCGCCGCUCUCGACCAAGCUGAUGCCGACCCAGGACGAGCGCAGGGUCAUCAUCAGCCAGGCGCCCGCGGCGUCCGAGUGUCCCUGGCAGCUGGGCGUCGAGGUGACCAUGGAGGCGGCUCUGCUGAUAACGGAGAUGCUCGUAAUCCUGCGCAAGCGCGGCUACGAGUGGUCCCAGCUGACGCCGUGGAGGGUGAGGGCGCGGCCGCUGCUGCGCAGCGGGAACCAGCUCGGCUUUGUGCUGACCCUCCAGGUCUACAAGCUGGCCGCCGGCCGCUACCUGAUAGACACCAUGGCCUCGCAGGGGCCCACCCUCCCAGCGCUGCACGCCGCGCUGGACCUCCUGAGAUGUUUUGUGGAGAGCGAGGCCAUCGCGCCCCAUAUCGUGGAGAAGUCUGCCGGCGGGCUUCUGGCAGGGCAUGUGCGCGGCAGAUGA
Molecule: messenger RNA, 1511 nt
Organism: Prorocentrum cordatum
Lineage: Eukaryota; Dinophyceae; Prorocentrales; Prorocentraceae
Source: the annotation of a GenBank genome assembly